Messenger RNA from Penicillium manginii, 594 nucleotides. RefSeq lists its product as uncharacterized. The transcript has 3 exons. The record is from RefSeq and is a predicted model, not a curated record. The coding region runs from base 1 to 594 and encodes 197 amino acids. Lineage: Eukaryota; Fungi; Ascomycota; Eurotiomycetes; Eurotiales; Aspergillaceae.
AUGGGUUUAAGUCCUCUGAUCCGAGUCAAUGGUCUGCUUGGGGGUUUAUCAUAUUCCGCACUUGCUAUUAUAGACCAACUCAUGAAGCUCUUUGGACUAAAUUUCGUAGUCGCUGGGACUAGACUGGAUCAAGCGAUCAAAUUACGGAAAAAAUGCUGGGUGGAAGAUCCUACUUUAGAUGGCGCUUCGCCUGAAGAGGUUUCGCGGUACAUGCGGCCAAAUAUCUCUCGUGGAUAUGCCACUUCUGUAUGCAUUAUGGUCACACCGGACUCUUUGGAAUCGAUUCUUAACUCGCCUCUUCCGUCUUCAGCCCUUCAGAGGGAACGCGAAGAGCUCCCCUUUGUAGUAGCUGUCUCCAGGGCUGCUAAUGAAAUACCGAUCAUGGAGAAUACAGAAGAUGACUAUAAACCGCAGGCGUAUAUUAGGGUGGCCGUGGAAGCUCUCAUGGAUGAUCUGUAUGGGAUUAUGGCUUUGGAUGUUAUGGACCUGCCCAUACUGACUAAUGGGAUGAGACAAAAGGAUAUCUGGUGUCAUUUAUAUAAGGAUGGCAUCCGGCGAUACGAGGAAACUCGCUGUAGUGCAAGACACAUCUGA